This is a messenger RNA of Lethenteron reissneri (Far Eastern brook lamprey), 3865 nucleotides long. Its product is annotated as WD repeat-containing protein 31-like. NCBI's taxonomy places the organism in Eukaryota, Metazoa, Chordata, Hyperoartia, Petromyzontiformes, Petromyzontidae. The record is from RefSeq and is a predicted model, not a curated record. Gene Ontology annotation, molecular function: protein binding.
AUGCACGCCGGUCUGCAGUUCCUCGACUGCGCCUCCAAGUCAAUCCUCGGCCUGGUCUGGACGCGCUGCCCGGCUUGGUGCGUGGAGCCCCCCCGGGAGCCCAGCGUGCCCAGAGUAAACGUCUGCACACAAGGGAAGGAUGCUGAAACUCCAGGCAGAUUGGUCAAAAACCUGCUGGUUGUGCAGCUGCCACAGGCACCACCUCGUUACCUAUCAGGUUUCAAUGGCGCCCGUCGCCUGCCGAGGCUGAGUGCCCCACAGGUGUCGAUGGGGAAGCUGCAGAGCAAGCCCAGCGUCCGCCCCCCGCACAAGUACAGGGUCGAGUCUCCGGCAUGUGUGCUGGGCGAAGCGUCGGUGCGGCACUUUCCCCGCGUUCACCGCGACGCCGUCGCCUCUCUCGCGCUGCUCGGCCCUGGACUCAGCCUCUCGGGCAGCAAGGACUGCACGGUGGUGCUCUUUGAUUGGGAGAGGGGGGAGCUGUCCGCACGACUGCUCGGCCACGCCCGUGAUGUCACCAAGGUGGCGUGUGUGCCGGGCGGCACUCACGUGUUCAGCGCGUCGCGCGACCGCACCGCGUGCAUGUGGCACCGUGCACACCCCGCCGACGGCCCCGUCGCCACCUUCUCCGGCCACGAGCUCGUGCUCACGGGACUCUCCCUCAACCACGACGGCAGUGUCCUGUGCACGGGUUCCCGUGACAACGCGCUCUGCUUCUGGGACGUGGACACGGGCGUCUGCGUGCGGCGAGCGUCCCUGCCUCGGAACCUGGUGACGGACUUGUGCUGGGUGCCUGGCAGCGCUCUGGUGGCCCAGGCAUCCGAGGAUAAAACUGUGCGGCUGUGGGACAGCCGCACGGCGCAGGUGUCGGUGCUGUUUCCCCCCAAGUGCCACAUCCAGACGAGCUGUGCGGUGUCCCCCAGCGCCACCCACCUCCUCAGCACCAGCGCCGGGGUCAACGCAGAGGGCUGCGAGGCCACGCUAUGGGACGGGCGGCAACCGUGCGGUGCUGUGCGGGAGUUCCACGGACACAGCCAGAGCAGCAGCAGCUGCUGCUUCCUGCCCGGGGGCCUUUUGGGAACGGCCUCGCACGACGGCACCGCGCGCGUCUGGGAGCUGCACGCCACAGAGUGUGUGUGCGUAGCGAUCCUGGGUGGCCCACUCACAGCGAUGUGCUCGGGUGGCGAUGGGCGCAUCCUCUGUGGCGGAUUCCACUCGGGCGUGCACGUCUUGGAGCUCAUCAGCAGUCACGGCCCCACUGCCCUGCGCACGCUGGCGCGCUUCUGAAAGAGCAACCUGCCCUGCCGCACAGCGUUCGUGCCGUUGCAGACUUAUCAGGUCACACACAUUCAGCGAGUGUUUCUAGUGUCAGAGGUCAGAGGACUUAACUGGCACUGGCGAGACCCUGGGUUUGAAUACAGACGGUCGCCCGCCAUGAAACUGAGUUCGCAAAAUGUAGCGAGAGCCGAUGGUCUCUGCCCGAACAGCAAUGGUUUCACACGUAAAAAAACAUCGCGCGAAAUUUGAUUCUGAAACUUAAUUUGGUUAAUUUCCAGCUGUGGGAAUUAGCGAUAUUCUCGAUUUGAAGCUUUCAUGACUGCAAGGAUUCAUACUCUUAGAUUUUUUUCGGUAAAGUCACGUAGGUAAAAGAUUAAAUAAGACAAAAUGAAUGAAAACAACUAAAUUAAAUCACGCUGCAGCGGUUUUGCUGAGGCGGUCAUACCUGAUGACGGAUGUUUGUGUUGCAUUCGAAACGUCGUGAUUUAAUUGAGUUGUUUUCAUUGAUUUUGCUUUAUUUUAUCUUUUACCUCCGUGACUUUACCGAAAAAAAACAAAGAGAAUGAACGAUAUAGGUUGAUUGUCGUGUGAUGAACAUUACGGGCAGAGGCAGAAUAGGCGAGAAAGCGAUACUCCUUAUUGUGUUGACGAAAGGUCUGUGAAGUGGUCUCAGAUGUCGGAUUGCACUGCACUGAGAGAUAUCUGAAUGUAUACAUCAUCUCAGAAGAAUGGAGGCUGGGUCUCCACCAAUUGUCUGUAGGGUUCAACAAUGCAGUUAUUUUUGUAACCUAUUUUUGUUUAACAUGAGCUCUAAAAGCAUUUAUCCCCCAUUCCCCUAAUAAUAGUCAACGUGCAGGGUUAAAAUGGCAGUAAUGUCUAAGGUCUGAAGAUAUUUGUAAAUUUGUACUAUUUAUUUCAGACCAACACGGUCUUUGGAUCACAUCAAAGAUUUAUUUUUACACCCUGGGGAAGGAUUGAUGAUUAAACCCAGGACAGAGUGGUUUUUAGAACCAGGAUGGAGUCUAGUUGCAGGCGCAGGAGAGGGUCUGGUUUUGGGUUCUAUAACUAAACUAUUUUGUAUUUUACCAGGUCAGGCCCUCUGAGCGAUGUAGCUCUUUUUCAGAAGCGACCUGGCCACAAAUGAUAGCUCAACGAAGUGGCUUAUCACGUGGAAAUGUACAGCAGUCAAAUACUCUUAAACGCGUGCUUCUAAACGUGGAGGCAAAGACCGGAGUACCCGGAUAAAAAUCCACGCGACCACGGAGAGAGAGACACGCAGACUCCAAAUGUACAGCAGCAGGCGUCAGGGUCGGGAUCGAACCCACGACCUCCUGUGCACCAGGCGAGGUAGUUAACAUCUCCUAGCCGCUGUGGCGCCCCCACAGUGACUCGGAGAUGUUCAGCUCUCCUUUGAGUGGAGCCCCGUGACCACGAGUCGUGUGGACGCGUCCCCAGCCCCGCCACACUCUGCACACCUUCGUGGUUGCCGCGCUCACUUAAAUAUUUAAGCGUCACCUUUAACGAACGAGAUGGAAACUCAGGUCCGCAGUAACAUUUCAGGUUUUUUAAAGACGCAAACUCCGAGUCUCUAAUAAUUUCAUAGAUUUUUUACCUAUUGCAUGAAACUUGAAGUGACCGUUGUUGCGUUCUGAAGGAUGCGACUAAAGCUGCCUGGAGCUUUCUAUCCCGAGCAAAUAUUCACCUGCAAAGCACUGGAUGGGAAGCCCUGCAGCUCUGCCGACUGAAAAGGCACUGAUUAUAAUGUUGGUAACGUUAUUGGUAACCACUGAUUAUAAUGUUUGUAACGUUAUUGGUAACCACUGAUUACAAUGUGUGUAACGUUAUUGGUAACCACUGAUUAUAAUGUUUGUAACGUUAUUGGUAACCACUGCAAGCAGUGGUCGCGGAAGACAUAUCUGAGCCUAGUCAAAUGCCCUCCCUGAAGUUUUCAAUCCAGGGCAAAGCCUGCCAAUCCAUGCAAAAGCUGCCCCCUUUACAAGAGUUCCCAGACAAUCCAUCGUCCGGUCACCCAUUAAAUGAUCAAUACACUCCACAUGUAUUGAUCACCUCGUAAUUGACAGGCUGUUCUCAUUAUUAUUAUUAUUUUCUCUACCACUGCUAACAACAGCGGUGAAUGAUAUCUGAACAGGUCCUGGGCUCCGCCUCUGUUCCCCAUGAAAUCAUAUCUUAAAACUAAGCAUCAGCCACAACGUGCACACUUUAAACUACCUCUCAAUGCAUUCUCUAAGCCCUGUUGGUACAGGUCCGCUAUGCAAGACGCCAGCAAUAAGACACCGAGCGCUCAUCUUCUCCUGCAGUGGAGGAGGAGGGUGCAGCACGUGGUGCACCUUCACAACACACGAGCCAGCCAGCAGGGCCUUCCGCUGGCUCCGCUUGGGGCUCACAAAUCACGCCGUCAACAAUGUUCUCUGCGCAUGGCAUCGAAGUAGACCUGAGACGAAAUGGCCGAUUCACCCGGGACAACGGCCGAUAUCAUCAGUUCUAGAUUUGAAGCUUUCGUGACUGCAAGGAUUCAUACUCUUAGGUUCUUUCGGUAAAGUCACGUAGGUAAAAAAUACAAUUAAAAGUU